ACACUUAGGGUUCUACAAUGUAGCUACAAAAUUGUUAACUUUAAAUUACAGGUAUCGGUAUACUGUGUACAAUGUAUACUGUCAUUUACAUUUGAUUAAAUCUAGGAUAGAAGAUAUUAUGUUUCCGGCCCUAGAUUAUAUGUGCACAAAGGAUGCAGGAAGUCUCAUGAUCGACAACACCAUCUGUGAUUGCGUUAUAUAAUACUAAAUUGAUAUGAUCUUGAUGACACGACACGCCGCCAUUUAAAGUAUCACCAGCUUGUACAUGUAGGCCUACAGUGUAUCAGAACGGCACUUUUGUUUAAGAGACAAUGUCACUAAAGCACGACAUCUGCUGUUGUCCUAUAUCCCUGAUGUCCGAUGUGUCAGAAACGUGUAUUGAAGGAGAUUAAUCCCUAGUACAGGUUUUAGGGGUCGGUAUUACUUCCUACCCAGGUUCUGCAUUAAAAAAAAACUUGACACUGGAGCAUGGGAAAGGAAAUACAACAACAGGAGGUUGAAGUGUUUUCAGUUAUUUUUACUCCAUCUCUCUCUUCUUCCCACAACUUCAGUUAAGUCUCUCUUAAAUACAAAAUCUGCACAUGAGGGCUAAAUUCUCUAACUGAACAUAAUUUGAUCAAAUGUAAGGUGCACAUAUACUGAUUGGACAAAGAUAAGGGUAUAAUCAGACAUUAAGUCAUUAAAAAUUUCAAGACAUAAUCUGGGCUGGAAGUCACGAGGUACUUAUAACGAACCUUGACAUGGUGAUUAUGGAUUAACACGUUUUAAAACAAGAAAUGACAAAAACUCCCCCGCACUAACUUUACACGUGCUGCUUCCCUCUGCUGCCAUGCUCUCUUUUGCACUUUGCGCAUGCGUAAUAAGCUAUUAAUGACCUGUUUAAAGCACUGCUGAAACUACAGGAUAUUACAGGCAGAUUGUUGAAGGCGGUGACACGCACAUUUAUUGGACCUUCCAGGGAGGCACAAUAGCCAUUGGAGGCGGGCACAGAAACAGGAGCAAAGGUUAGGUAGACCAAUUAACUCUUCAAGCGGAACUGACUAGACAUUAGACAACGUACAAGUUGUUAGUGCCACCAUGUCAUCAGAUAAAACCUCGGACAAAUUUUAUGGCGUGGUCAUCAUUGGGGCAGGAAUCGCUGGACUUAGUGUGGCGGAGACCUUUACAGCAGCGGGCUUUGAGGACUUCAUAAUUCUGGAAGCUAGUGACAGGAUUGGCGGCAGGUGUCAUACUGAAGACUUCGGAGGCUCAUUUGUAGAACUUGGUGCCAACUGGAUCCAUGGCACCACUUCAGAGAACUCCAUCAUGGUGCUGGCAGAAGAGAAUGAUUUGGCCAAUAAACAAGAGCUGAUGAACUGGUCCAAAGGAUGUUUUUACAAGAGUGAUGGUCGCAAAAUUGAUGAGGAUCUUGGUGCCAAGGUCUGGGACUUCUGUAUGGAGAUAGAUGCAGAGGCCCAAAGAAUGCACUGCUGUCUUAGUAAACAAGACAAAACCAUUUAUACCGUGGAAGAUUUUUAUGUCGACAGAUUACCAGAAUUCCUCGAGAAAUUCUCCAUGUCUGACCGAGAUGAUGCUACGGCCAUUUUCAAUUCGUUUUUUAAUUACCAAAGACUAAAUUUCGGUUGGGAUAUUGCCAAGGUACCCUUCGAAUCAUACAUAAAGUACAAAGAUAUAGACGGCGGGGAUGCUUUCAUGCCAAAGGGUGCAAGGUCCUUGAUAAGUGCCAUUGCAUCUCGCUUUCGAAGUAAAGAGCGGAUAAAAGUCGGCGUGGAAGUGGUCACUGUCAACUGGGAAGACGGUGGAGUUAAAAUCAGGUGCUCUAGUGGUGACACCUAUCGGGCAAAAUGUGCUGUCGUCACGGUGUCGCUAGGAUACUUGAAGAAACACCACCAGACUUUUUUUUAUCCACCUGUUUCACAUGAAAAAUACCUUGCGAUAGAUAGAAUAGCGUUUGGUGUUGUUAAUAAAAUAUUCCUCGAGUACGAUCCACCGUUUUGGUCAAAAGACACUCCGUUAGACAGUGUAAGGCUCGCUUGGGACAACAAAGAACUUGUCAUCACAGACCAUAAAUCACAGUGGUUCAAGAGAAUAUUUUGCAUUGACGCUGUACGGUUCAACCCCAACUGCCUUUGUGUGUGGAUUUCAUGCCACGAAGGCCUCCAUGUGGAGACCGUUCCCGAUGAAGAAAUCUCGGAGACCUGCACCAUGGUGCUGCGCCAGUUCCUGGGUGAUCCUACCAUCCCUUACCCGUGCAAAGUCAUCCGGUCCACCUGGGGCACCAACAAGUACACCUUGGGGUCAUAUUCAUGCAUGGGAUUGCGGUCAGAUGCCAGCCACUUUAACAUUUUGGCUGAGCCCUUAAAAGAUAGCAAUGGUCAACUGAGGGUUCUUUUUGCCGGCGAGGCCACCCACGCUGCAUUCAAUGGGACAAUGCACGGUGCACGCGAGUCUGGUGUACGUGAGGCAACCAGGCUGUUAAGACAGUUUGGAACGGAUCCGAGAAAAAGUGAAUGCUUUAUCAGAGACCUAGUAGUUCUAAAUGAAGUAUAUUAAAACCAUGAAAUAGGUAUGCCUCGUCAUCUCUCACAAUGGCGGCUGCGCUCACGAACAUAAUUCGAGUUUUCUUGGUGGGUGACGUGAUGAUCGGGAGAGGCAUAGACCAAAUCCUGCCUUACCAUUGUAAACCGUGGAUGUACAGAGAUUUUAGGAACGAUUCUAGAGAGUACGCCCAACUUGCCAUAGACAAGAACGGUCCCCUGCCAAAAGAGAUCGGGAUGGAUUACGUAUGGGGAGAUGCCCUACAGAUCCUCAACGAAAAACAACCAGACUUUCGCUUAAUAAACUUAGAAACAGCCAUCCCCACCAGCGAAACCGCAUGGCUGGGAAACCCGUUAAGUACCGCACACACCCUCGGCACGUGGAAACUUUGCAAGCAGCCGGAGUGGACUGUUGUGUUCUGAGUAACAACCACGUGCUAGAUUGGGGCUACCCUGGUCUGGCUGAGACUCUUACAACUCUGAAAAAGGCCAAUAUGAAGUAUGUUGGUGCAGGAGAAAAUAUAUUUGAAGCUCAGAAGCCGGCGAUCUUUGAAAUUCCGAAUGAGGGACGCAUCGUAGUCUUUGGGGCGUGUCAUACUUCAGGUCUCGUAUAUGAAGAAUGGAACGCUACAGAGACAAAAUCCGGAGUGAACCUUCUUUAGUUUUGGUGAAACAACUUGCAGAUCAAGUAAAGAAAGUCGAGAAACCGGGAGACAUCGUGAUUCUUUCCAUCCACUGGGGACCUAACUACAAAUGGCAAAGUUCUCCUAUGGAGAGGGAAUUUGCACAUGCCGCCAUAGACGUUGCCGGCGUGGACGUAAUUCACGGCCAUUCAUCGCACCACGUUAAAGGCGUAGAGGUUUACAAUGGCAAACUCAUCAUGUACGGUUGUGGAGAUAUUGUUAGUGACUACGAAGGGACCCCUACCCCAUUACACAAGCGCCCAUUUCACAACGUGCGCAGCCUUAUGUAUUUUGCCGAUAUCGAUCCACUUACGGGAGAAGUUGUUGACUUAAAAAUGGUUCCCACAAUGAUGAAAAAUCUACGUGUGAACAGAGCCGAUGAAGAAGCUUCAAGCUGGCUUUAUGCAAAGAUGUCAGAGUUGUGUGAGGAACUCGGUGGAGGAGUGCAGUGGGACGGUAGCGAACUGAGACUAGUGUUACAGUCUGGUGGAACGACGCACUUCUUCACACAAGGGAUAGGCUGGACAGGAUCUGUACAGUGUACAAUUAUAUUGAUACUGCUAAUGUUCGUUAUCACCAUAAUUACUUGCAAGUCAUGUAUAUUUAGAAAAGUAGUUAAUCUCCAUAAAUGUCGCUAAAAUGUUUUCCUAUUUAUUGUCAUCGUAUUAUGCAUUUUGCAGGCCGUUUUGUACUUGUAGAUAUGUCAGUUAUCUCUCCAAUAUACUCUACUACAUGUACAUGUACAAUCGGGCCGUUUUUGAUAAGCACAAAGAUAGUUAACUAAGCUAGAAUGCCGUCAAUGUAUGAAUGAUUUAUAACAUUCACCAAAUUAUUGAUAGAUCCUGACUAGCAUGUAUUCUUAUUUUUUCCACUGGUUGAGGGUUUUAUGCUUUAUGUAACUGGUAAACUAUAAGUAUUUUAAUAUUUCACAAUCGUUACAAGCGACAUUUCCCAGUCGCCGUCAUCACACAAUUAUUCAAAAAUUAGAAACGUAGAACUUAACGAACGAACUUUAGCCAGCGGUUUGGGAUAUGGCAUAAUUUGGUAAUUAUGGGAAAAGCAUUUAUAAUUGAAAUUUCCAAUUUUCCAAUAAUUUUGUCAUAUAUUUGUCUAACGCU
Molecule: messenger RNA, 4338 nt
Organism: Lingula anatina
Lineage: Eukaryota; Metazoa; Brachiopoda; Lingulata; Lingulida; Lingulidae
Product: peroxisomal N(1)-acetyl-spermine/spermidine oxidase-like
Molecular function (GO): polyamine oxidase activity
Source: RefSeq, a predicted model, not a curated record